AGGUCGGUCAGCGGAAGCUGCCCUUCAUGUUGUGGCUGCGUGCAGACAGCAGCAGCAGCAUUAACAGCUCUAACAGCAGCAGCAUGGCUUACAGUGCAAAGAUCGGUCCGUCCAUCCUGAGCAGCGACCUGUCCUGUCUGGGCAGCGAGUGCGUGCGGAUGAUGGAGUGCGGGGCGGACUACCUGCACCUGGACGUGAUGGACGGGCAUUUUGUCCCAAACCUCACAUUUGGUCAUCCCAUGGUAGAGUGUCUGAGGAAGUCUGUAGGCCAAGACCCUUUUUUUGACAUGCACAUGAUGGUGUCUCGGCCGGAGCAGUGGGUGAAGCCGAUGGCUGCAGCGGGAGCCAACCAGUACACGUUCCACUUAGAGGCCACCACCAACCCUGGGAACCUCAUCAAGGAGAUAAGAGAGAGUGGCAUGAAGGUGGGUUUGGCCAUCAAGCCUGGCACUACGGUCGAAGAGCUGGCACCGUGGGCUAACCAGAUCGACAUGGCUCUGGUGAUGACGGUCGAACCCGGCUUUGGAGGACAGAAGUUCAUGGAGGACAUGAUGCCCAAGGUGAGCUGGUUGAGGAGUCAGUUCCCUUCGUUAGACAUUGAAGUAGACGGAGGAGUCGGCCCGGAUACAAUUCACAAGUGCGCAGAGGCAGGAGCCAACAUGAUCGUGUCGGGCAGCGCCGUGAUAGGCAGCGACGACCCUCGUUCCGUCAUCGCUCUCCUGCGCACCGCCGUGUCUGAAGCAAUCCAGAAACGUUCGCUGGACCGCUGAGACGUUCGUCUUUGUGACGCUCUGCCUGCCUCCUGUCCCCAGCAACACAACAGCCAGUGGAACAGACAUUUCUGGGGUAGAGUUUGUGAGUAGGGGCGGGGAGGGGGUCACGGUCUGUGGAGCUGACGUCCAAAUCCAAAUCUACUUUUGAUGUGAGCGAAGUUGCACAGUGCCUCUAUGAAACUUUCUCUGAACUUCAUCCUGUCCUGCCACAAUCUCCUCUCUGAACAGAUAACUCAAAGUGAGGACGGUGGAGGUGACGCUGAUCUCAUAUCUGUAAACAUUCCUGAAUCAUUUGAUUUACACUGUAAGUUCCAAGUAUACAUUAAUAAUGGAAAUAAAACGACCCGAGUAGCACUGUG
This is a messenger RNA of Larimichthys crocea (large yellow croaker), 1132 nucleotides long. It is a transcript of the gene rpe, whose product is annotated as ribulose-5-phosphate-3-epimerase. Gene Ontology annotation, molecular function: D-ribulose-phosphate 3-epimerase activity. NCBI's taxonomy places the organism in Eukaryota, Metazoa, Chordata, Actinopteri, Sciaenidae. The transcript has 6 exons. The record is from RefSeq and is a predicted model, not a curated record. The coding region runs from base 27 to 770 and encodes 247 amino acids. Gene Ontology annotation, biological process: pentose-phosphate shunt; carbohydrate metabolic process.